AUGUCUCAAUACUUUCACCACAACCCCCCGGUAAGAGUUGCGUCCAGCUCACUGUUUGGUACUGCGUCAGAGGCACUGUACGCAAGAUUCAAGAAAAUUAAGAGGAAGGAUGUUGAGUGCCAGGCAUUCUUCAGGAAGGUCUUAAAGAACCCUUUGUUCCAGCUUCUCAUGAUCAGCACCAUCACCUCCAAUGCCUUUUUUAUGGUCUUGGGGACUGAUUACAACAUAAGGUACAAACUGUUCCGACUCUUUGAGAUCUCAGAGAUUCUCUUUGUCUCCAUCUAUGCCUGCGAGUUCUUCAUGAAGGUCUAUGUGGAGCCCAUUAAAUACUGGAGGGAUGGCUAUAACCUACUGGAUGUGGUCAUUAUCCUUAUUAUCUUGAUACGGUAUUCCCUCCGAAAGAUCAAGGGAAGACAUUACAGAUACCUUCACAUUGCUGAUGGUAUACAGUCUCUGAGAAUCCUCAAGCUUAUCUCCUACAGCAGAGGCAUUAGGACUCUCAUCACUGCUGUGGGGCAGACGGUCUACACGGUAGCCUCUGUGCUGACGCUCCUCUUCGUCCUCAUGUUCAUCUUUGCCAUCCUGGGGUUCUGCCUAUUUGGAACUCCAGAGAAGGGCGACCUGGAUAACUGGGGGAACCUGGCUUCAGCUUUCUUCACUCUCUUCAGUCUGGCUACGGUCGAUGGCUGGACGAACCUGCAGGAGCAGCUGGACAAGCGGAAGUUUACUGUGAGCCGGGCGUUCACCAUCAUCUUCAUCCUGCUUGCUUCCUUCAUCUUCCUCAACAUGUUUGUGGGUGUGAUGAUCAUGCACACAGAGGACUCCAUCAAAAAGUUUCAGCGGGAGCUGAUGGCGGAGAGGCACGUGACGCUUAUGGAGGAGAAGCAGAUGAUUCUGAGGAACCAGCAAGAGGCAGUCAACAGGCUGAUGAACACACAGAGUGGAGGAGGCAAGAACUUCACUGAGCUGGUGGAGGAAUUCAAGAAGACCCUACGGCACACGGACCCCAUGGUCCUGGAUGAUUUUGGCAGUAGCCUUCCCUUCAUCGAUGUCUACUUCUCCACCCUGGACAACCAGGACAUUGUUGUCCAGAAGCUUCAGGAACUGUACUAUGAGAUUGUGAAUGUGCUGUGUCUGAUGCUUGAAGACUUGCCCAAGAAGAUGUCAUCCCAUAGCUCCGAAUUCAUGAAUUAG
Messenger RNA from Cricetulus griseus (Chinese hamster), 1194 nucleotides. The record is from RefSeq and is a predicted model, not a curated record. Lineage: Eukaryota; Metazoa; Chordata; Mammalia; Rodentia; Cricetidae.